Molecule: messenger RNA, 762 nt
Organism: Annulohypoxylon truncatum
Lineage: Eukaryota; Fungi; Ascomycota; Sordariomycetes; Xylariales; Hypoxylaceae
Exons: 2
Coding region: 1-762 (253 amino acids)
Source: RefSeq, a predicted model, not a curated record
AUGGCGAGUCCACCACUCGAAGACGACGACUCCCCUCCUCCAUACGUCGUCGGCAAUCAUAAUGACGCAGGUGAAAUUCUUCAACCUGUUAUUCUUGUGCUGACGGGCCAUUUCAUCCGCGCUCAGAGCGUUGGCGGUACUCCGCUCUACGAGCUAUCUCGGGAUAUCCGGACGUCUUCAACAAGUGAAGCUCAGCUUGCUCAGGUGUCGCUCGAACGCCUCAUACACAAUGUACGGGUAAGCGCCAACGGCACGCCUCGGGUGUUACACCGAAACAGGCACAUAUUCGAGCUGAAGCAUUUGCCGCCAGUCAUAUCCACCGGAUUUCCCUACUGCUUGGAGGCCACGUCGCGGCAUGCCCUAGGGAAUCUGGCGCUCAAGUCUCCCUCUUUCCCGCGGUCAACAUUCAAGAUCGUGAGGAUAAACGAAGAGAAGGGAGACGGGCUUCCAAAAGGCUAUAAAGCGAGGAAGGAGUCGCUAAAGGGAGGCGAAAUGAUCUUCGAGAUAGUCAGGAAGCGCGGUCAUUAUGAGUGGAUGAGCCCCGAAGGAAACCGCAUCGCGGUAGAAGACGAAACGGACGGCAAUCAUAGAUUGAUAGUCACAGCGCCCGUGAUGAGAAGGACGAUGGAUGCCAUGAUGGGUAGCUGGUGCUUGCGAAUUUGGCGUGAUAGUAUAAAAUCGAAUCACCAGCCUCGGAAGCCACCGCGCGUGAAAUUCUUCCAAGGUGGUGGUGAACAGCGCGAUAUGACCGGUUGGUGUUGA